UCGCCCGAUGAAUGAGGUCAACUGGUCACAACACAGGGAUUCACAGUUUGGUGUAUAGGCUGCUUUGUGUAAAUAAUGUUUAUUUUGUCAGUCAUUAUGUGUUGAAGUAGUAUUUCUAUUGAGGCGCAGAUGGGCUCCUUAAAUUACUAAAUGUCCUGAUUUUGAUUUAAAAGUGGUAAUUAGUAUUUAGUGUAAUAAAAUGAGUGUUUUGGCAAGACAAACGCUAGGCGACUCAGCAGGGGAAGAUGAUUCUCUGGAUGACGUACAGAUGGACGGCAUGUUUGAGAACGAUCUCCACCUUGCAGCUGAGCUGGGAAAGACGUUGUUGGAAAGAAACAAAGAGUUGGAAGCUAAUUUGAUAUCCACUCAACAAUUGGCGGACGAACAGGCUAUGCAAAUUGUGUAUCUAGAAAAGCAACUGCAAAUCCUGCGUGAUGUCACCGAAUCAAAAGCAAGAGUUUAUGAACAAUUGGACUUGAAUGUCCAGGAGCUAGAGAAGUGCAACCAACGUCUGGAACAUGAAAAUAAAAUGUAUAAUCAGAAGAUGGUUCGAAUGUCGGAGAGUGUCGAAUCAUUAGAAGUAAAAUUACGCGAACAACAAAAACAUGUAGAACAGCUUAAAGAAGUAGAGAAACAAAAAUUAAAGGAAGGCAGAAAGAAGCAAAAGACAAAUGGAGUAACUCUGUGGUUCCCAAUAAGGAGAGCGCACAGUUUUGAUCUUGGUGACAUCCGAAGUGACACAAAUCCAUUUGAAGACGAAGUCUUCACAUUGAAAGCAACGAUUAAAAAUUUUAAAAACCGCGAGGCUGAGUGGGAACAAGGUAAGGAUGAUUUAGAGUCAGAAAUAGCGGUGCUAGUAAAGGAAAACGCGGAUUUAGAAGAGAAGAUUCGUGAGAUGGCUGUUCGCGCCCAGUUACAAGAAAUUGAAAAAGAGUACAUUAGUUUUGAGAAUAAGAACGAAGCUAUUUGUAAAUAUUGUGAUAGUCUGAUAAACGAGGAUGACCCGGAACCAGAUCUUAGAGUUCAGGAAAUAAUUCAUAUGAAUGAAAAAUUGGAAGUGAUCACGGAAGAGAAGCGGUCUCUGCCUAAUGCAGUGCCGAAGGUGGCUCCAGAUACAACAGACGGUAACUCGGGAAAUUCAAAAGUGGAAGCAAAAGCAGAGGGUAUCUCCUUGAUGGGAGAAAUAGACGCGCAAUACCGUGUACUAAUGGAUAAAUACAAUGAUUUAUUGAGGAGAAGCCGAAGUGGCUCCUUCAAGGAGGACAGUGUUCGUCCACGAGCAAGUAGCUUCAGACGAAAGCACGAAAGAGGAAGUAAAUCGCAGUCUAAUAAUUCAGAGAAGAAAAGACACAGUACGUCAUUAGAAGAUCUACGCCAUUACGAAACAAAAGAAAUUAAAUUCAAAGGAUCAAAUAUAACAAACCAAAAGGUCAUAGAAGAAAUGGUAGAAUCUGAGGAACCAUGUCCAGUAGAUGACCACUUUGAGGACCGACCACCUGAGUACAAGAAACUUUUUACGGAGAUCUUCAAGGUUCUUAGACGACCGCAGCAUGGUUUUGACAGUCAGAACUCCUGACAACUUCUACAAUGUCUGUACUGAUUACCACCAAUGCUAACAUUUCUGGCUUUUCUACUGUUGUGCUGCUAUGCAUUUUAUAAUCAAAAACAAUAUAGUUAUAUUAGGAUUAUAUAUUAUUUAUGUCUUGUCAAUAUUGUAUAAAUUUUAUGUUGAGAAUGGAAGAUUGUUAUUUAUGAUUAUGUUUUUUUAUAAGUUGAAAGAGUUUGUGGAUGAGUAUCUAGUUGUUGAUUUUUGUUUUUUAGCUGCUCAUUUGCUUUAUGCAUCUUGGGUUAUAAUUGUAAGACUUAAAUCUAUAUCACCACCCAAACAAAUCAAGGAAAAUCCUCAAAAAAAUAAAUAUUUGAGUUCCUCAUUUAAAAGAACCACAUACUUUACCAACUUUCAGGAAGUCAUUAAAAGGGGCAGUUUUCAAUAAUUUAAAGAUGUUCUAAACUAUAAAAAUUUAAAAAAAAUUGCUGGCAGGAAUUUAAAGGUAUGUGCAAAGACUAUAGUGUUUAUUAAUUGAAUUUUUUUUAAUGUCAAUGGAUGGAGAAUUGAAUUUUUUUUAAUGGAUGGAGAAAAUUUAUUCUUUUACUUUGCAGGUGUUCACUAAUAAUCCAUUAAGAUGCAUAAAUUAAGAAAUUUGAAGUAUUGAAAAUUUAUAUUAUUUAGGUGGCAUUUUUGUUUAUACAUACAGUUUAAGCUGGACACAUGCUACGUCAUAUGUUUAUAAAAGUCGGCCGGCAAAUUCAUCUGUGCUCUUGAUGGCGCAACACCAUUCGCUGGUGGCAGUCAUAGCGGGUCGUCAUUAAAAAUGAUCCAUUGGACGUACGUCAUUGUGUGUCAUUCCUUAUGGGGUUGCGUUGGCUAACAACCGUCAGCAGCGUGUGUUACCGACUUUCCACAAUACAAUUAAUUAUAUGAAUUCCUUUAUUCUAUAUAUGUUUGUAUCCUUCAAUUUAAAAUUAAACAAAAAAAAGUAUUUUCAAUGUCAAUUAACACUGUAUAAACAGUAUUCUUUGCAUACUGUAUAUGAAUUAAGUAGCAAAAAUGGUAAUCCAUUUAAAUAAUUAAUAGUAAAACAUUCUUAAAAUGAAUAAAACUGUUUGUUUUUUAAUUUGUACCUUGCUGAAAGUUGGUAACUUUUACAUUCUUUUAAUGUAGACUAGAGUAAUAAGAUUUUUGAGACUUUUCCAGGUUUUAUCACAGAUUUUUUUAAACAUCGAUCUGAAAAAAUGUUACCCUAUAAGCCAAAUACUUGCCGAGUGUACAUUACUGUGUUACUGAAAUUUUUAUUAGUGCAAGACACUCAUUUUUUUGCUUUUAUUCUGUUUUUAUUAAGAGUUUUUUUUUUUUAAUGGAGGCUAUCAUGAUUUUAAAUUUUGCUAUUUUGUUCUGCAUUUUGUUUAUUUUUAUAUUUAUUUAUUUAUGUUGUGUGUGUAUAAUAUUCUGGGGUUUUUUUAUAUGUAUAAUUGAGUUUUAUUAUUAAAAGAGUGUUAAUUUUUUAUGGAUAAUUUAUUAAUUUUAAAACUAUUUUAUGUGUUUUUUUGCUAAUGUAAUAAUUUACUGUAUUAUAAUUGUUAGAUGAAUGCGUACUCUGUACUUGCACAAGUUGACAUAUUUAGUAUGAUUCCUUGCAGCUUAAAUCUUAAAUAAUAAUAAUGAAAGAUAUUAAUGAUACCCAGUGCAUGUUGGGAUGCAUGCUUAGUAACGAUGAUGUCAUACAGUAUUUUAUGCAUGUUCAUUGCUUAUUAAUGUUAUUCAUUUUAAACAAUAACCUAAACGGCAUAAACAAUAUUUACAAUAUUUUCCCUUCUUGACGAAGUCUACAUUAAUUCAGUUUUCUCUAUGUAUGUACUUUACUGUAAUGCACAAUAAAAAUACAAUAUUUAAAAACUAUAAAAAAAAACCUGACAUGUACAUGAAUAUUCCAUAAUUUUUACAUAACUAGGUUAAUGAUCUGUACAGUACAGUCACCCCUCAAGCUUUCUGGUAUUUUAAUUCAGAAAUAUAAUGAUGCACUUCAUCAUAUUUGUAAUCAUUUUAUCCAGCUAAUGUAGUUGGAAGUUAACAGAAUAUUCGUAGUAAGCAAGGCAAUACUAAUCUACAAUUGCCCUCUUAAUUGAGUAUAACCCCACAAGACCAACUUAUUUGUUGUACUUUUGCAUUAUUGCAAUUAAGAGUAGGUGUAAUCAGUUUGCUAGAAUAAAAACAUUCAUUUGAAGCGAAUAAAAUUUGAAUACAUGUAGGAACAGUAGGAAUACACGUAGGAAUUUUAAAAUAAUAGUAAUUUCUGUUCAGUACCAUGAAUAAAGUAGAAUAAUUUACAGUGGUGGAUCAAGAAAUUCUUAGAGGGGGCCUAGGGAGAGACAGAUGGAGGGUCCAUCCCACCUAUUUUUUAUUUAUUUGAUAUUUUAAAAUUAAGGAGGGGAGGGGAGAGGCAUCCAAGGAAUUUAAUGUUACUGAUCAAUUUCAGAAUUUAGGACCGUAGCACCAAUUGUAUUAAUACUCACUUUUGAUUGCCAUUGUGAUUGUACCAGGCACUCCUUGAUAUUUCUGGUUCUCCACCUUCCAUUCUUGUAUAUUCACAGCUCAGCGAGUGACUCGGAUCAGUACUUCCAAUCAAUCAGUCCAUUAAUCUUCAUCUCAUUGUCAUUGAGAGAAUAUAGACAUUUAUUUUGCUAUGUCGACAAUACAUGGACCAAAGCAAAAUAAAGUUAAAUAAGAAAGCACUGUACUGUUAUACAAAAAGAGAUAUGUCGCAGUAGUGAUAAUAUAGAUAAGGUCAGAAGCGAAGAACAACAAUAUUUAAAUGUUAAAUAUAAUCCCACUCCAGAAUGGGAGAUGAACAUGUUAAAAGAUUAGACAUUCCUUUACAGAUAUACACACCUGAACAACAGUACUUAGACAAACCAGCCAUACAAUAUUGGAUACUUCUCAUAUGGAUUAUUUUGGUCGUGUUAGGAAUUAUCUGUUUAUCAAUUUGUUGAGAAAUCUUGUUUUACGUGUAAAACAAGAUUGCCCUAGCAUGACCAUGCAAACUUACUUUCAUCUUUUAAUGAUAUUUUGUAACUUUAAAGGCCAAUUCACACCAGGCCAAGAUUUCCUCUGAUCAUAAUAUCAAUUUUUUUUGACAAAAAAAUUGUUGUAUGCCCAUAUAUAGUCAUGAUGUGUAUAUAUAUGAGAAAUAUAAAUUUAAACAAACAAAUUAAAUAUUUUAAUUGCAUACUUUGUGUAAUUUAAGCAAGUAAUGUCUUUUAUU
Messenger RNA from Anneissia japonica, 4820 nucleotides. Its product is annotated as cerebellar degeneration-related protein 2-like. The coding region runs from base 200 to 1576 and encodes 458 amino acids. The record is from RefSeq and is a predicted model, not a curated record. The transcript has 4 exons. Lineage: Eukaryota; Metazoa; Echinodermata; Crinoidea; Comatulida; Comatulidae.